This is a messenger RNA of Phaedon cochleariae (mustard beetle), 1013 nucleotides long. The record is from the annotation of a GenBank genome assembly. Lineage: Eukaryota; Metazoa; Arthropoda; Insecta; Coleoptera; Chrysomelidae.
UUUUUUCAAGUUGAUUUUCUGUAAACAUCCUCAUAGUCAUUUGUAAAAAAAUCUACAAAUAAUAUAAUCGUCAUAUACCUAGGAUAUACAAAGAUGGAUGCCUAUUACAUAGAUCGAAGAUUGAGUGCAUGUCCUUCUAUGUCCAUGCAAAGACGCAACUUGACCAGCGACUGGAGCAGAGAAAUCAAUGCAUCCGGACAUCUGCAACCAAGAAUGAGCAUCAUGCCCUACGAUGCGAAAUUCCGAGGAGCUCAUCCAGGAUACAAGAGAAUUUCGAAAAAUUUGCAGUCGUAUUGCACUGGGAGCACUUACACUGGUUUUCACGAUGCUCUAGGUUUCUCUGGGCACGGCGUCUAUGUGUACCCGCACGGUGUUAAAUACGAGGGAUAUUUCAAGAAUGGGGAGUUUGACGGAGAUGGGGUGCUGACUUAUCCCAAUGGUGAUAAGGUGACCGGUACGUGGGCGAAAGGCAAACUACGAAAACACAGAUUCCAAUUCUCUGACGGUUUGGAAGUAGACACACAACCCUGGGACUACCUCAAGUUCCCGGAUCGAAAUUUAUUCACAGGGAAUAAAGAAAAAAGGAUAAACGUAGAACUACCUGAGAUAUCAAGGACGCCGAAACACUGUUACUUCACUGGAGACGGGUACUUUGAUCCGACUUCCAAAAUCGUCUACGAUUUCAAAAAGAAGAUCAUUCGGAUAGCUUCCAAGGAAGAAGAGAUUGAAAUCAAGAAAACGUGUCGAACGAUGGACGAUACUGCUGUAGGAUAUUUGUCGCAUUUGUUCGAAUACUGGAUUACUGGAAGAAAAAGUGAAGUUGAGGAAUUAGAAGAAAUGGUAGAGUUGGCGAAUAACGAGAAAGACCUCCAAUCUCUCAUGGGUCCUACGGAAAGUGUUUCUUUCUAUUCAUUUAUUUUUCGAAGCCAGUAACAAGGGUAAACUUGAUAGGUCUCUUUUCAUGUAUUUUUAUGUACCAAUUUAUUUAAUAUAUUUACAUAUACCAACGUCUC